AUGGGAGGUGAGGAUGCAGAGAUCCGGUUUUGUGAGCACAAGAGGCUGAACAUGCCCACUUUGCGAAUGACCUGGGAGGCCAAGGUCCAGCUGAAAGAGAUCCUUGUCAACGUCGGCUUCCCUGAAGAGUGCCUCCUGAAUCAGAUGUUUAACACUGUGGGACCAGACAAUAACUUGGAUGUGGUGAUCUCUCUGCUGACGUUUGGCUCUUACCCCAAUGUGUGUUACCACAAAGAGAAAAGGAAGAUCCUGACCACAGAGGGGCGAAAUGCUCUCAUUCACAAGUCCUCAGUCAACUGUCCUUUCAGCAACCAUGAUAUGGUGUAUCCAUCUCCCUUUUUCGUCUUUGGGGAAAAGGUUGGUUUGAAAGUAGCUUUAAACUGCUAUUUUCGCAGUUUAUACUUUUAGACUUAAAGACUUAAGUUACAUCACAGCCACAAACCAUGAUUUUUUAC
Molecule: messenger RNA, 455 nt
Organism: Sinocyclocheilus rhinocerous
Lineage: Eukaryota; Metazoa; Chordata; Actinopteri; Cypriniformes; Cyprinidae
Product: ATP-dependent RNA helicase A-like protein
Exons: 2
Coding region: 1-408 (135 amino acids)
Source: RefSeq, a predicted model, not a curated record